GACACUCAGUGAAAAUUAGAAAGUGCCUUAGAACGUAACUUUUGGAAUGCACAUACUUUGCAUACGACUGGUACAGAACAGUUGUUGCAGCAGUGAGCCCUAUCAUGUAAAAGUGACAAGUACUCUUUUCAUUUUGUUUAGGUGAUGACAUCUGGAUGCCUGAAGAGUACCUGUUGCUUGUUGAUGGCCAUGUUGUGGCAGCAGCAAAGACGUUCAAGCAAGCAUUCUGCAUGCUGUUUCCAGCUUACUUCUCUUACUUCUGCUUCCACAUUUGUUAUGCAGAGAAGGCGUCAUGCACACUUGAAUUCAUACAAAGGGCAUUUUUUGGUAUAAACCCAGACCGUGGAAGGAAGGGCAAAAAAUGAAAUGUGACGGUCAGCUAGAAAGUUCUUGCCUUGGUGCAGCGCAUUACUGAGUGUGAAUGGAACAUCUAGGUAAGUCUGCCCCAUAUACCUGCCUUCUCUGUUUUGUGCUAACUUUGAAAAUAUGUUAUAAGUGAUUCUACCUAUCAUAAAAUGCAAACCACUCUUUUAAAGAGCACUCACAUUCUAUGUAAGCACCUCUUUAUAGCAUUUGAAAGCCCACUGAGUCAUUCUUUUUACUUUGCCCCACAGCAUGAACUAGUUGACCACACGCAGGGAUACUUUUUCAUCUUCCAAGCAGCCCAGAACCUGCAAUGCGAACUACAGAAAUGGUUCCCUUUUACCAAGUCAUCUACACAAGAAAUUAUUUUAAAGCUGCGUAAAGUGCAAUAAAGUGUUUUGAAA
Messenger RNA from Dermacentor andersoni, 767 nucleotides. RefSeq lists its product as uncharacterized. NCBI's taxonomy places the organism in Eukaryota, Metazoa, Arthropoda, Arachnida, Ixodida, Ixodidae. The record is from RefSeq and is a predicted model, not a curated record.